This is a messenger RNA of Capsicum annuum, 1038 nucleotides long. RefSeq lists its product as uncharacterized. Bases 1 to 1038 code for a protein of 345 amino acids. The record is from RefSeq and is a predicted model, not a curated record. Lineage: Eukaryota; Viridiplantae; Streptophyta; Magnoliopsida; Solanales; Solanaceae. The transcript is spliced from 2 exons. Gene Ontology annotation, molecular function: nucleic acid binding; zinc ion binding.
AUGAACGGAGAAGCAAAUUUUUCUUCAAUGGCACCACCAACUUUCGAUGGAGAAAAUUAUCAAAUCUGGGCAGUUAAAAUGCGGAUAUAUCUGCAAUAUUUGGAUCUCUGGAAAGAUAUUGAAGAUGAAUACGAGAUAACUCUCUUGCCGAACAAUCCCACGGUGGAGCAGAUUAAAACUCACAAAGAGAAGAAUACUAGGAAAUCAAAGGAAAUGGCAUGCUUAUUUACUACAUUUUUAUCUAAUAUCUUAACUCGUAUCAUGUCUCUACAAUCAGCAAAAGAGGUAUGGGAUUUUCUCAAGGCUGAAUAUGAAGGAGAUGAAAGGAUUCGGGGGAUGCAAGUGUUGAAUCUGGUACGUGAGUUUGAGCUGCAAAGGAUGAAAGAAAGUGAAACCAUAAAGGAGUACCCUGACAGACUUCUUAAUUUAGCAAAUUGUAUCUCCACUUUCAAUGAUUCAAAGAUCAUUGAAAUAAUCCUAGUAACGCAUCAUGAUGAUGGACGUUAUAAGAAGAAGGAGAAGAAGUACCAACCAACUGAUGUAGAAGGUGCAACAUAUAACAACAAAAACAAAAUAAGUGGUUUCAAAGGAAACUACCCUCCUUGUAAGCAUUGCGGCAAGCUUGUACAUGCACCUUUCAAGUGUUGGAAGAGUCCUAAUGCUAAGUGCACAAAGUGCAGUCAGCUUGGGCAUGAAGCAAUCAUCCAUAAGAAUAAAACUCAGCAGCAAGAUGCAAAGGCUCAUGUUGUUAAUGAACAGGAAGAAGAUCACCUCUUUGUCGCAUCAUGUUUUACAAACAGUGUCUCAAUCGAGUCGUGGAUGAUCGAUAGCAGAUGCACAAAUCAUAUGACUUGUGAUAAAGAUCUUUUUAAAGAUUUGAGGUCUACUAAAGUUAAAAAAGUUAGAAUCGGCCACGCUGGUUAUAUUCCAGCAAAAGAAAUGGGAACCAUUACAAUUGAAUCACAAUCGGGCACUAAAAUAAUUUUUGAUGUUCUUUAUGUACCCAAUUUGGACCAGAACUUGUUAAGUGUUGGUUAG